UCCAAGACGAUGGAGAAACCUCCACAGCCUUUCCAGUGACCAAUGGAGUGAAGCAAGGGUGUGUCUUGGCACCAACCCUCUUCAGUAUUGUCUUCACAGCCAUGCUGACUGAUGCCUUUCACGGCACCAAGGAGGGAAUAGACAUCAAAUACAGAACAGACGGGAAGUUACUAAACCAACGUCGCCUGCUUGCGCUAACGAAGGUGAAGCACACAGUCCUGAAAGACUUCCUCUUCGCCGAUGACUGUGCCCUUAAUGCCACAAGCGGACAGGAUAUGCAAGUAUCAACCGACAGGUUCUCUGGGGCUUGUGACAACUUUGGUCUCAUCAUCAGCACCAAAAAGACGGAAGUCUUGUACCAACCACGUCCCGGCAAACCUUACAAGGAACCUUGUGUCACAGUACAUGGCCAAGUCCUAAACCCUGUGGACAAGUUCACCUACUUGGGCAGUACCAUGUCACGGCAGGCAAACAUAGAUGAGGAAGUGAACGGCAGAAUCUCUAAGGCCAGCAGUGUUUUUGGGAGACUUCGACGCAAUGUCUGGGACCGAAGGGGAAUCAAGCUCAGCACAAAACUUAAAGUCAUUCACACCCUCAUAGAGAAAGCCCAAGCAAGGUGGGCAGGACACGUCCGACGGAUGAACGACAGCCGCAUACCCAAAAUGCUGCUGUAUGGUGAACUGGCUGAAGGCAAAAGGCUAGCGGGCCGCCCCAAGCUCCGCUUCAAGGACAGCCUCAAGGCAACUCUGAAGAGCCUCAGCAUUCCCGUCGAAAACUGGGAGGACGCUGCCACUGACCGUCACCAGUGGCGCAGACUAGUCCACCAGGGCGCCGAGCUUGCUGAGCGUCGUCGCAUCAGCCUGGCUGUCAGUAAGCGGGAGGCACGAAAGGCGAGGGAGAAAAACCCGUCUCUGCAGCCACUACCUAAACACAAGUGUGACGUCUGCGGCAGGUGCUUCCGGGCUAGAAUUGGACUCGUCAGCCACACCCGGACACACAAGGACUGA
Messenger RNA from Branchiostoma belcheri (Belcher's lancelet), 1007 nucleotides. RefSeq lists its product as uncharacterized. Lineage: Eukaryota; Metazoa; Chordata; Leptocardii; Amphioxiformes; Branchiostomatidae. The transcript is spliced from 2 exons. The record is from RefSeq and is a predicted model, not a curated record. The coding region runs from base 102 to 1007 and encodes 301 amino acids.